Messenger RNA from Schistosoma margrebowiei, 662 nucleotides. The record is from the annotation of a GenBank genome assembly. Lineage: Eukaryota; Metazoa; Platyhelminthes; Trematoda; Strigeidida; Schistosomatidae.
AAAGCCUGGAAACAGUGGACAGCCAUUUCGUCCUAUUAUGGGACUCCUCGACAAUGUGCAUACACGAUCUCUCACGUGGGAUUUAUUGUCGGCUAUUUGUUUACUCUGGAGAAUUGGCUUACGUUAAGUCAUGAAACGUCAGAAAUACAAUUUUUCUACUCAUUUGGAUAUAACAAAAAUAUAUUUAUUGCUAAAUAUGAAUAAUCCUCAUAAACAGUUCUAUGAUCCAAUUUAUGAAUACAGUGACUACAUCAAUCAGGAGAUAAUUCCAAACAAACGUUAUAUUAGAUUUGGAAAACGAGGAGCUGAUGAUGUUAUGCGUUACGGUGGUAUUCCAACAUUAACACGGCAUAAAACCUACUCUAUAUAUGAUCUCUUAAAAGAAAGACAAUAGAAUUAAUAAUUAAUGCGUUUUUUGUUUCUUUUUUCUAUUAAAAGAAGAAAAGAGUUUUAUUAAAAAAGACAAGAUAAAAUUUGUGUCAAUAUUUCACUUUCUGAACUAAUUGUGACUGAUACUUUCCUAAUAAAUAAAAAAAUAUUACUGAACAUCAUAUACAUGAGACUUGUACUUUUUUUUAUUUUUGUCUUUAUUAGGUCUGACUGUUACAACAUCAUAAGGUAAGUAUACGAAACCAGUAAUUGAAAAGUAAAUGAUUAUUGAG